Messenger RNA from Lathyrus sativus (Indian pea), 873 nucleotides. NCBI's taxonomy places the organism in Eukaryota, Viridiplantae, Streptophyta, Magnoliopsida, Fabales, Fabaceae. The record is from the annotation of a GenBank genome assembly.
AUGCGGGACAUUAAGGACAGAAAUCUCCGGAAAAAAGUUGUGAAUGCUGGGUAUUCCUUAAACCAACCAUCGUUCAUGUAUUACCGUGAAGAAAUAAGAUUGUCGAGCGCAGAAGCAUUAAGAUGGGUGGAUAACAUUCCAGUCGAGAAAUGGACAAGGGCUUUUGAUGGAGGAUGCAGAUGGGGUCACAUGACCACAAAUCUUGUAGAAUCCCUAAACGACGUAUUUAAGGGAACUAGGAACCUCCCCAUCACUGCGUUGGUAAGAGCUACCUAUUACAGAUUGGGCUCACUUUUUGCGUCAAGAGGCAAAAAAUGGAGCGCUGUUUUGCAAUCAGGGCAAUUAUUCAGCGAAUCAAGUAUGAAAUAUAUGAAGGAUGAAACUUCUAAGGCAGCCUCACAUCGAGUCAGACCAUUUAAUCGUCACGAUUACAGCUUCAUUGUUGACGAGACAAUGGAUCACAAUGAGGGUCGGCCAAUGGGACACUACAGGGUGGAACUUCAUAAAAAUUGGUGCGACUGCGGAAAGUUUCAAACCUUCCGCAUGCCUUGUUCACAUGUCAUUGCCGCAUGUUCCAGUGUUCGUCACGAUCCAUUCUUGCUGCUAUCAGAUGUUUACAAGGUUGUGAACUUAUUCGGUAUCUACAAUAACAGUUUUCCAGUGGUAGCUAGUGAGGACUAUUGGCCAACAUAUCAUGGAGACACAAUCUACCACAAUGAAAAUAUGAGAAGAAACAAAAAGGGCCGCCCAAAAAGCACCAAAAUUACAACUGAAAUGGAUACAACUGAGAAAAUGGAAAGAUUGUGCGGAACAUGUCGUCUUCCCGGGCAUACGAGGAAUAAUUGUCCAAAUGUUGGAACAAGUUCUAGAUAG